AUGUCACUUGUUAAUCAUCAGGUUGAUGAAAAACAUUCAACAGAGUCUAAAACUACUCUACCAAUAGGACAAACUGAUCCAAAUGAAUUCAUGUCUGCUGUUAAUCAACAUAAUUCAUCACAUUAUUUAGAUUAUUCAAAUGGGUUACAAUUAAAAUCUAAUUCAUUUAUAAAUACUACUAAUAGUAUAAUGAAUGAAACAAAUUCUUCAACUAUUCAACAAUCUACAUUAAAUUAUCCUCAUAAUUCUACAUUGAUUAUGAAUACUGGAUCACAAUUAUUGAAUAAUGAUGUUAAUAAAUUUCAAGAUGCUCAAGAAAUAUUAGAUGAUCAUUGUUCACGAAUUUGGGCAGAUGAAUCCGAUAUGAAUAUUGACACCCAAUUAUUAUUAUCAUAUUCAAAAAGACAACAAAAUGAUUUGAUGCAUACACUGUAUCCUUCAAUGUUAUCUGAUGAUACACUUGUAAAUUCAAUGAAGCAUAAUACAACUGGUAUUGUACACAAUGGAUCUAAUGUUAAAGAACUCUUCUUUGUAUCUUCAAAUAAUAAUAAUAAUAACAGGACAGAAAUAUCAGAUAAUUCUCAUCGAAGACGACAUAUUACUGCUUCUGGUGGUAAUGUGACUUAUCGAAGUUUCAAUCGACCUAAUAAAGCUGAUAUACGGUCUAUCGCUUCAUGGGAUAGUGGUGUUGUAAGUAAUUAUUAUGAAAAAAAGCAUCGAUUACAUCAUCAUCAUGAUGAUUUAGAUAUUAUGGAUGAUACAGUAGACACUGCAUCAAUUUUAGAAGCGGCUAGUUUGCAAGCUUUAUCAUCAUCAACUACAGAGUUAGCUCUUGUCAAUGGUGAAGUAACUGCUAAACUAGUUGAGAAAAUUAUACGUCAUUAUCCACGUGGAAUAUUCGAUGGUGACAAUGAUUAUGUUAGAAAGAAUCAUACAAAUACAAGCGAAAAGUCAUAUUUCAAAUCAAGUCAAUUUAAAGAAACCUCAAAUUUGAAUCAUGCAUAUCCGUUUAGUAGUAGUAGGUUGAGAAGAAGAAGUAAACAAUGUGAAUCUUUUACGAAUCACCGUCAUCAUCACUAUCUUACCCAAUCCCUGGUGUUAAUUUGA
Messenger RNA from Schistosoma mattheei, 1107 nucleotides. The record is from the annotation of a GenBank genome assembly. NCBI's taxonomy places the organism in Eukaryota, Metazoa, Platyhelminthes, Trematoda, Strigeidida, Schistosomatidae.